AUGGACCGCUUCUCGCAGUCAUCUUCUUCGGCCGGCGCUCCCACCAACUCGACCGAGGCCUCGCGGUCCUCUCUCAACUCCAUGCUUGCCCGUCCGUCCGUUCCCCCGAGGCCCCCGGAGCACCUCAGGCUCGACCAAGUGUCCGACUUCAUCGACGAUGCCAAAUUGCCCCCACCCAGGAGCGCCGUUGAUGUACUGUUCUCCAAACAGCUUGCGGGGGCCGAAAAACGCAAGGCCAACUCCAUAUACCACAUUGAUAUGUCAUUAUCAUCAUCAACAGUGGCGACUAAGCACGGAAACAAUAUUAUCAAGUUCUGGUCAGUACCCACAGGCUCCUUAUUCACCUCUGUCAAGGUGCAGGCGUACAUUGAGGCGCGCAGCCGGUCCCGCGACUACAUUAUUCGCAGCCAUACCAUACUUUCAGAGUCCGCACAGUUGGCCGCCAUCGCAACGCAUUUUGGCAGGACUAUUGAGAUAUGGAACUUCACCAAACCCAAGCGUCUACAGACGAUUGAGGAUGCUGAUCGGUGGGUAGCCAGCCGCUUCGAGUCGUACGGUAGCGGGUGGAGCGCCCUGGCGGCCUAUCGCUCCAGGGACUCGGUAAUCGAUCUGUUUGCUGCUACGACGCGCGACAAGAAGCCGUUUCUCAAGGUCCGCACCAUCGACCUGCGCAAGGCCGGCCUCCCCUUGCUCCCUCAGUUCCCCGAGCUCGCAAUAUCAUCGACGAGUCCGCUCCUUAUAGCCGCAUCGGGGCCCCGCACCCCUCGCGCCGGGCAUCCGCCACCAGACCGCGAGACUCUUCUUGUCGCCUGGGAUAUCUCAGAUUACCGCGACGUGUCCAGCAAGCCCUACCGAGUCGUUCGCCCUUGGCAGCACCGCGAGCUUGAGACAGCCAUGCCGUGUGAACUGGUCAUCUAUGGCGAUAUCAUCAUCUCCAUGUGGAUCCCCGCUGGCCACCGCACCGUCACUAAGACCAAGGCAAGCGGCGACUUCGAAUACACCUUGGCUCCAACUCCCGUUCCCUUCCGCUACGUUCUGGUUUGGGACCUGUCUGAGAACUCAACGCGCACGUACGGUAUCCCCAACACAACGUGUUGCAUCUCCCCCGACUGUCGCUUCGUUGCCUACUGCCACAUCGCAGACAAGCGAUCCAAGCUCGCCAUCCUCGACGCUCAGUCUGGAGACGAGCUCUGGUCGGUCGGUGGGGAGGGCGCACAAACCUCGCUUCAAAGCAUGGGUGACCUGGCAAAGGUGACGGAGAUAGGGUUUUCGCCAGAUAGCCUCCAUAUUAUUCUCGGUGACAGUGAUGGAAAUGCUAGUCUUUUUGAUGUUAGAGAGACCAUCAAGUAA
Geosmithia morbida is the source of this 1350-nucleotide messenger RNA. RefSeq lists its product as uncharacterized. Bases 1 to 1350 code for a protein of 449 amino acids. Lineage: Eukaryota; Fungi; Ascomycota; Sordariomycetes; Hypocreales; Bionectriaceae. The record is from RefSeq and is a predicted model, not a curated record. Gene Ontology annotation, molecular function: protein binding. The transcript has a single exon.